CAGUCGGCCGUCGACUGUCGGUUGUUUAUUUUCAGACACAGCAUCUUGAAUAUGAGUUCGGCGCAGCGAGGUCCGCUCUCCUGGUAACGUUUUUUUCAAUGCGCGUUCAUUUUCGAAAUCGGACGGCGACAUUUUCGAAAAUCGCGCUGGGUAUUACUGCGAAUUUUAGUUGGAUUUUAUUUGUUAUAAACGAAUGAGUCAUGAUAACGAUCGAACGACGACGAUUUGGUGCCGGCAUGUGUGGUUGUUGAUUGAUAAGAUUAAAAUUAUCAAAGUGACCGGGACGGUUUUGUGAGUUGGUCGUGCCACAGCUGAUACGAUAAUGUUGGGCGUCUUGAAACGUCGCUGGAAACCAAAAAGAUCUAGCAACGGUUCUCGAAUUUCCUCUGGCUGCGACACCAGCUCCCUCGACGGCGACAAACCCCAACUACGCUCCCACCAAGUGCACCCUGUAUUGGAUUCCCAUCACAUCGUCGGUUACGAGAAACAUCCGCUGGAGGCGGCGGAUUGCCCCUCCACGCCGCCGCCUCCACCACGGUGCCUCCCUCUGGCGCCCAAUAUUUGCGUUGAAGCCGGCCGCAUUCAAUUUGUACGAUCGGAGACAGGUGGCGUGACGCAACACAAUCACGCUGGAGUGUCGCCACCGCCGCCGCCUACGAUCGAUGGAAUCGCGAGUUCGGGAAGGGUAACUGUUACGCGUGGCUUGCAGACCGAAGGGGAUGAUGAGUUCGGUCAGGUGCAGUCGUUUCUUGAAACUCGCAUCGUGGAACUGGAGAUGGCGCUGGAGGCGGCACAGAAGAGUGAAUUACGGGACAAACAAACUAUCAAUAAGCUGACAAAGCAACUGAAUAGGAGGGAAUCAGCUCAGAGGGAUGCUGACCGAGAGCGUCGCCUUCGCGUUGACAGCGAAACAAGAGCCAAGCAGGCCCUACAAGAGGCUGCACGCUGUAGAUCUAGGCUCAAGCUACUCACAACUGAGUUCGCAAGAAUGGAAGAGACUGUCAGAGCGAUGUUGGUGUAUAAAAAACAGGCUGAGCAACUGCGGCAAGAAAAAGCGGCAUUAACGCUUGCGUUUGAGAAUCGCUGUCAGCAAUAUCAGAGCACGAUAGCCCGUCUCAAUCUGGAAAUAGCCACUCUACGACAACAAUUAGAAGAAGCCGGACGAGACAAUAAUCCCGAAGGAAUCCUGCAAGCUCACACGGCCGCAUUGCAACGACACGCGGAAGAGUCCAGGAAGCAAUACGAAAAGUGCUUGGACGACGUCGCCAAUCAGGUCGUUAAGGCGUUGUUAGCCCAAAAGGGGCUUCGUGAAGAAGUCGGUUGCCUAAAUAAUAAAAUUCAAGAACUAGAAUCUCAGAACCGCGCCCUGACAUCGAUGUUGGUUCAUCAGCUUCGUGGCGAUACCGCAGUUGAUCUGGAUACGUUCACGGGACCGAUGGCUUUAGAAAACGGUGAUAAUAUACCAGAUGGCCAAACGGAGAUUCAGCAAUCGUUGCUAUCGACUAGUUUAACCACGAAACAUUGCAAUUCGUUCAACUCGGAUAUUCUAGAAGAUAGUCCAAACAGUGACAAAUGUGAUAAAGCUGUGGUAUCGAGUAUUGAUAAGAGAUUGUCCGCCGAUAGUGUUAGUGUUUUAGAUACUAGAUUGUCAUUAGAAGAUAAGAAAAGGCACCAAAUUUUAACUAAGCUGUGGACAGAUUUGAAAGGAACGGAGGUCACACCUAAAAAAUUACUUGAAGCAUUGACAGCAGUUGACUCAGCCCUGUGGGUACCACCGAAACGCCCGGUAUCUUUAAACUUGCAAUUGCCAAUAUUACAAACGACAAGAUGUCGACGAACACGACCGGUGUUAGCCCAGUCAAGUUCGAAGAGCGAAGAAGAAACCACUGGCAAUGAAUCUCCUGAAAGCGGAAAUCGGGAUGAAGGAUAUUCCACCAUGUCGUCGGACGUCCAGGCAGACGUCACUCGUGGUUCUGGUGACGCAACCUUGCCACAUCGAAGUUUAGAGGAUCUCAAAGAAGCCAGCGACGAAACUGAUAUCUCAGACACUCGUCUUCUAGUCACAGAUAAUAAGGAUCCUGAUAUACUCUACAUUCCUCUUAAUCUACUCAACUUGAAACAGAGAAACAGCUUUCCACCGGGAAAAGAUAUCUUUCCUUUCCAACACAUCAUGCGAAGUUUCUCGGAUUCCCACUUAUGUAUAAAGAUAACCACCGCGCCGACUCCAUGUUAUACCUUCACGUCACCAAUAUCCAGUAGCCCAUCAAUAUUCCUGUUGGACAUAACGGAAAAGUCGGUGAAUCCACUGAGAAGAACGCGUGCCACUAACGCGCUUUGGGCGUGCAUUUUAGGAAAUUCCAAUGUAGAGCUUACCGAUGAUAAAUCGUCGCCAAUAUCUUGGUCCAGCGCAGUGGAAGACAGAUUGGGUUGCGCUAAUUGGGACGCCGAGUACAUUCAGCACUGGCUCCGACUAGACGAAACGAGAACUGCGUUGCAACAGCAGCACCGAGACCUAUUCGAACUCGAGUACGAUCGCGCCGAACUUGAAGACUGGAGUUUAAGUCUUUCGAACGAUGAUCUGCGCGAGUAUUGGAAGAAAAUGGACGCGGCUACGCCUGGUCAGAUAUCCAUAUCCACUUUACCGAGUAUACAAGAAAACAACACUCUUGAACUAGAGGAGGACUCUAAUGAAUGUCUCUGGAACAAUUCGAGUUACAUGAUGGAUAAAGAAGGCAGGGAACUAAUUACUUUUUUAAUGGACGGCUGCAAUGGCGAGAAACAAUGGCCCUACGCGGCUUCGAGCGCUGUUCAUCAACAAAUAUCACCGGACAAUAGCUGGUCCAGCGGUGGGUCUGACUGCUGCAACUCUCACGAACCGGAAACUUGUUCCAAGCGUUCGUCCGCUGCUAGUGAUGACACUGGAGAAUUACCUCAAAUCGGAACCGACUUUACUAGGGAUUUCUACAGGCUAGUGAAGUUUGAAAGUACAAAAAGUCUGGCGUCCACUUCCUCUCGCAGUAUCGGCGGUGCACUCAGCGAAAACGGCGAUCGGGACGCGACGCUUCAAAACGUUUUGACUUUCAUAGCGGAACAACAGAAAUACGUCCAUUGUAGGGAUAGGCCGAAAUCGGCCAACGACUUUACGAAAGAGUUCAACAUUGAAUGUCCGUCGCAACAUUUCGACGAAAUAAGAAUUCCCGACUAUAACAUCCAAAAAGAAGAACCCACAUCGAAAGACAAUGAAAACUACGUCACACUCAGACAGUUAUGCAGGGAGUACGAAGAAAAGGAAAAAGGGAAAGAGAACGGAAAAAUCGAAAACAAGGAAGAUUUUAUUUCCGACAAGAUUUCUUACGCGGAAGAAGUGUGCCUGGUAACUCCUUUGGACGUGGAGAGUGAAAAUUGUUCAAACAUCGGAGAACGCGCGGUUGACAUUUGUGCAAGUGUUAAUGUCGAACUGAUUUCGACGGGAUAUCAGUGCGAGGAAGUCCAGGAUCGUGAUCCGAUUGACGAUACUAGUGCCGGUGCGACCAAAGUUGCCGAAAAUUUAGUACAGAACGAUGGCGAUUUGAUAAAAUCGACGGACACGAGUUACAGUGACGCGUCGACCCAUAACUGCACGAGCGAGUCGUUAACAUCGAGCGUGAGUACCCCAGAAACCGUAACGUCGAAAAUUCCCCGCAGGAAAACCUCGUCUAGGAUACCCGUAAGCCCGGCCAGGAUGAUUGUAAAUAACAAUAACAACAAGGAGAACUCGCAAGACACUAAGAUACCAAAGAGCAAAUUGUCAUACAGAGGCAAUAAACUGAAGCCUAAGAAGAUCGUACAAGUUCAACAGAACGUUUCGGCCCAGCAUUUUAUAACCUCAGAAAAGCUACCGGAACCAACAUCAGGGGUAUUAAGCAACAUUAUUGAAGGGCCACCACACCGAGCUGUCAGUUUUCACGAACGGGCCACAUCCAAGGACGUAAUUGAAGAACUGAAUAGGAUAAUUAAAAGUGGCGAUGAGACUGUUCCCGAAUCAAGCGAAGCUGCCGUUGUUCCCAAACUGGAUCAAGCAUGUCGACCGACGGGUUGGAUUCAUGUGGAGAAGGAUAUCGAUCUUACCGAUCCAAAGGCAAGAGCAAACUUGCUCGAUGUCAUGAUGGCGUCCGUGUCAAGCGAUUCGUCGCCGACUUCAUCUUGCGGUGGAAGCGUAGCUAGUGAUUCUACGGAAGAUCCGCCAGACUACGGCCAUCUUCACCGAAUCCACAAAUAUCAUCGUCAAAAGAAAGCAAAGGCGGUCAGGCCUGACCUAGCUGCCACUUCGGUGGCGGUUGUCAGAGCGACCGUACCAUCGGUUCGACCCACGAUCAUUGGAAGACCGGAUUUCUUCGUAAGAUAUGGAGAAAAAGAACGCGAAGCGGUCGCGUCAUUUGAUUUUCUCAACGAAUUCAGUUCGGAAAACAGCUCUCUGAGUUGUUCAGUCGAAGACAAUAUCGAGGAAGUGGUCGAAGUUGAGCCAACUCCGAGGGUUGUGAGAGUUAGUCAAGUAUAAGUGUAUCAUGUACCUCUAUACUAUACUAUCAUUUGAUAAAUCUGACAUGUUAUUCGUGUUUUAAAAGACUUCAAGAAAUAGACACAUAUUAGAUUAUUUGCUUAAUAGUUCUGUUAAACCCACGAGAUGUUUUCACGCCGUCCUCAAAAAUUUUCUAGGUUCUUAUUUCAGUUUAGUCCAUCCUCCGUCUUUUUUAACUUAAUUUAUUCUGUUUCCAAUUAAUGUUUUUAAAGAAUAACUUCUUUUGAAUAACCGAUUUUACUCGUAGUUACCUCAUCGAUAGUUCUUAUAAAUCACUUGUCUCCCACAUUGAAAUGCUAACUCGAACUUAAUUUAUGUAGUGUGUACUUUUUAUUUCUCAAUUUUGCGCUCAUAUACUAUUACAAUAAUUGCAAAUGGUCGUAUCAUGUACCAAACUUUGUACAUUAUUUUACUGUAUUAUUUAUUUUACUCUAUAAUUGUAAAUUUGUUCUGAAUAAGAUACGCCCUAUUUAUUAAUACAAUAUCAAAUUAAAGACAAAUAAGAGACGUUAAGUGCAUUAGUUUUUAGAUAGAACUUAGAUGUGUAUAUAUAUAAUACUGUAAUUUUUUUGUUAAUUAGAAUAACGGAAAACGAAUUACUGUGUAGUACAGUUUAUGUACAUUGUGAUAUAAUCUAAACCUUAUUAGAUUUUUAUUGUUAAUGACUAUGACUACGAUGAUAUUAAUUACAAAUUAUUAUUACAUUAUUACAAGAUUGGCAGUAAAUGGCAACAGCCUAAAGCACUACUUUGAAUCGGUUGUUGUAAAUUAAAAUCUUUAAAAAGUAUUUGGUCCACCGCACCAACCGAGUGAGUAAAAAAUGCGUGUCUAACUUGGGCAUUUUUUUUUAGUAGUAAGCGUUAUUAGUUCCCUUUAGAUAGGAUCUAUUUAUAUUAACAUAACACACGUUGCUGGCCUACAGUCCGAACAUAGACGUUAAAAAGUAAUAUGAACUGGAACAAUUACUACAUAUACAACUUUUUUCAUUAAGACUACUCACAUAAUGAUGUCUAUAAUAUUUGAAAUGUGUGUAGAGUGAUGUAUUUUUAUAUAGGGUACUUAUAUAUAUUUAGUACAAAUUUAGAAUACAAAUAAAUCAAAUAUC
Messenger RNA from Cylas formicarius (sweet potato weevil), 5663 nucleotides. RefSeq lists its product as uncharacterized. The coding region runs from base 323 to 4537 and encodes 1404 amino acids. The transcript has 15 exons. The record is from RefSeq and is a predicted model, not a curated record. NCBI's taxonomy places the organism in Eukaryota, Metazoa, Arthropoda, Insecta, Coleoptera, Brentidae.